AUGACGAACCGCAAAGUAGACGGCAACGAAAAUGCCAAGGUGCUGUACAAGGCUGACCCCAACUCGUCCGACGAGUUUGUGGUGCUUGUGAACCCCGACAUGUACAGCCAAUGGCAAACGGACAAGUCCAUUCCCCUGGCCGAUGUCGUGUCGACUUUCCAGGUUAUGCGGACUGUUCAUGGCGCACAGGGCUUUGACGGCGAGGCGUCGAAGCAACAGCUGCAUAGCGCGUUUGGCGUCGAGCGUGCGGACGAAGCAAUCCCGAUCAUUCUCGAGAGGGGCCAUCUCCAGAACGCGAACUUGACCGACAUGACCGGCAGGCACGACCGCGACUCGUCCAAGCGUCAGCAGCGCCACUAA
Messenger RNA from Malassezia vespertilionis, 360 nucleotides. RefSeq lists its product as uncharacterized. The record is from RefSeq and is a predicted model, not a curated record. NCBI's taxonomy places the organism in Eukaryota, Fungi, Basidiomycota, Malasseziomycetes, Malasseziales, Malasseziaceae. The transcript is spliced from 2 exons. Bases 1 to 360 code for a protein of 119 amino acids.